UUAGCUACUGCGAAUCGCGAACGGUGCCGUGGACAUUCCUUACCAUUUAUGGUAGCGACUUCAAAAUCCGCAUGAUCCGGACGGGACGGAUUAACACCAAGUGUGUGUGAAGGAAACAAAGACAAGAUGGAUGCUCUCGUUCAUUUCGCGAAGCAUGUCAUUCGCGCGCAGGAUAAGGCAGAAGACGAGCUAGUGAAGAUAACGAGACCGGCUUUGCAGACCACGAUGUGGGUUUGCAUUACCGUCUCGAUUGUCUUCACCGUAUUGCGCCUAUCGAUCAGGACAAUCAUGGCAAGAAAGCUAUUCGACGACGACUAUGCAGUUAUAUUUGCCAUGGCAUGCUUCCUGACAUACUGCAUCUUGUAUCAAAUUUGCAUGCCACAGCUCUACCACGUGGGCAUUCUAUGGUACACGUUGGACAUCACCCCCGAAUCGAUCAUUGGUGUCCAACUGUUUCUCCGGUUCCAAUUCGGCAUGAUAAUUCUGUUCUGGACCAAUCUUUGGGCGGUUAAGGUUAGCUUCAUGCUCUUCUUCAGGCGCCUUCUUCCCAAGACAAAGAAUCGACUGAUCUGGUGGUGGUGGACCGUCCUUGUUCUUAUUAUUUCUACAUAUAUUGUCAACAUUGGCCUUCAACUAGGAUCAUGCCAACCGAUCAGUCAUUAUUUCAUCCUUGGUCAAUGCGAAAAGGAGCGCGAUAUCCGUAUAUCCAACUUGUCAUUACGCUUUGCUGCAGGGACCGAUAUUGGGACAGACAUUCUGAUCAUGUCUGUGCCUCUUGCUCUCUUAAGAAACCUCCAAGUCAGCCGACAACAGAAACUCGCACUCGCUGGAGUUUUCUCCAUCAGUUUCUUUAUCAUAGCUUUCGCAAUCGUCCGCAUCGUUAUGACCAAUCCCUUGACGCACCAAGCCGAUCCCAUCUGGUUGGCUUUCUGGUCGAUUCUCGAGUCCGCUGUCGCAAUCGUCGUCUCUUGCCUCCCCACCCUCAAAUUCCUCGUCUCUAAAUCCGUUGAAGCCAGCCGCCGCGGCCAGUACCAGAACUACUACCACAAUAAUUCCGCCGGCUCCGGUCCCCGCUCUGCUCGCAUCAUUAAAGAACCUGCCGUUGAGUUCGCCAAUCUCAGCACUAGCUCUUCGAAGUCCCCUGGCCCAGCGUGGUCCAACAAUAUGGCGAGAAACGCAAACGGCAACGUGAAUCGCACGAACUCGGACGGGAGUGAGGAGCGGAUCAUUCCGAAGGAUCGGAUUCAUGUUGUACAAGAUUUCAGCGUUGUUGACGAGUCGGGAUAUGAGAAGUAUGGGCAUCCAAGACCGGGGAUGGCGAUAUGACCUUUCGUAGUUCGAGUCAUUACUAGAUGGUCGGUUAAUUUUGAUAUCAUUGAUUGAUCUCAGUUUACUCAGCAUGAGGCGCGAGUUUCGUUUCUAAGGACGUUUUAUGACAGAAGUACAACCUUCCCUACUAUUGAUACCAACCGCAUUGCGAGAUGAAAAGGCUUUAUUUUCUAAAUUAUAUAUUC
Eremomyces bilateralis CBS 781.70 is the source of this 1514-nucleotide messenger RNA. RefSeq lists its product as uncharacterized. The record is from RefSeq and is a predicted model, not a curated record. The coding region runs from base 127 to 1326 and encodes 399 amino acids. NCBI's taxonomy places the organism in Eukaryota, Fungi, Ascomycota, Dothideomycetes, Eremomycetales, Eremomycetaceae. The transcript is spliced from 6 exons.